CGCUACUUCCUUCUCCCAAUCUUGACAUUUGAAGGGCUUAUCACCUGGAACAUCUUUGAGGGGUCAGUUACCUCUGAGAUGUUUCUCGAUUUUCUGAAGACCUGUAUACCACUUACAACACCUUAUCCCGGCCCACAGAGCAUACUCGUGCUCGACAAUUGCAAUAUCCACCAUUCCGAGGUCAUCCGUGAGCUAGUGGAGGAUCAGGCAUGUAAGUACCAUUGCUCAUGA
This is a messenger RNA of Dichomitus squalens LYAD-421 SS1, 231 nucleotides long. RefSeq lists its product as uncharacterized. NCBI's taxonomy places the organism in Eukaryota, Fungi, Basidiomycota, Agaricomycetes, Polyporales, Polyporaceae. The annotation marks the transcript as partial. Gene Ontology annotation, molecular function: nucleic acid binding. The transcript has 2 exons. The record is from RefSeq and is a predicted model, not a curated record.